CAUUUUGUUUCUGUGUAACUGUCGUAUUUUGCUCCCGAAGUGAGCAACGUGAGGAACGAAAUUGCUUACAUAAUUAGCAGACGACAACCAAAGGGGAUAUCAUCUGCUUAUACUGAAAGGCAGUGAUGAAAUAACGUAACGAGGAGAAGUCUCUGCCUGCCAAAGCGAACAAUCACCAUCUGGGGAGCUGCGUCAUAACUGCGCUUCACAACACCGCCAUUUGGCUAUUUUGACUACGGAAAGCUCUCAUGCGCUGUUCAAUACAGUGAAGUCUGUCUUCAAAGAGCCUGAGUACUUGAUGAAUGGUGCUUGAAAUGGGAUGUUUUCAAACAAAAUUAAAGUCAAUGCCGGAAGAGGGUUCAGAGGGAGAAAGACGGCAUUCAGGAAGCAAGACAUAUUCAUGGGACCACAGAAAGCGUGAAAUCAACCCCAAAGGGUACACGGUCGAGAAUUUGAAAGGACAGACUGUUGGCCGCGCACCUGGCACAGUUAACGGACAACAAUUUAUCAUUCAAAACUGUGAGGACAGCAACAUCUACAUUUUUGAUCACUUAAAUACGGUCACUGUUGAUGACUGCAACAACUGCAACAUCUUCCUUGGUCCCACAAAGGCGAGCAUUUUCUUGCGUGACUGCAAGGACUGCCGCGUAGCAGCCAUCUGCCAGCAGCUGAGGACCCGUGACUGCCAUCGCGUGGACUGCUUCCUGUGUUGCGCUACCCAGCCCUCCAUUGAGUCGAGCAGUGAGAUGAGAUUUGGCUGCCUUUGUAUUUCGUACAAACAGCUCGAAGACCAGUUUAAGUAUGCGUGCCUGAGCCCAUUCAACAACAACUGGCAGCACGUUUACGAUUUCACACCCGACAGCGUGGAACCAAAUUGGACACUUUUUCCACAUGAUGUGAGGAUGGAGGAUUUCUUGCCCGUACCAGCAACACCGGAGCUGUCUUCUGUGCUGCUUAGUAUGGACCCUGGAACGAGUGCUGUGCCGAGAACGCCCUCUCCUAGUGAGCGGCUAACAGGCGAUAAGCAGAGAUGUCUAGUGGUAUUCUUCUCGGACGGCCAGUCACAGCAGCGAGCAGUGUCCUUCAUACGUGAAAUGGAAAAGACGCCAAACACAUUGGUUCGGACCUUGGAGGUUGCAAUAACGGAGCAGGAUGCACAGCGCAUUUUUGGCACAGAUUCUUAUGCCAAGGUUGCCAGAAGUGGCCCCGUUAUAGCGGCCGAAUAUGCGGGAAGUGACUGCAUCAAAUCCUGCCAAGAAAUUGCCAAGGCCAUCGCCACUGACACUGGCUCUACGGGCAUGGUCUACGUGAGCAGCCAUUCACGCUUCGCAUCCCAGCAGCUGGAAACGUUAUUCUCCAUCACCGCGAGCUUCAACCCUUAUCCUGGUGCGUGAUGAGGUUGAAGUUGUGGUGCCCAGUAGGGUGUUGGACGUAAGUGUUUAGUGUGGGAGAAUAGGUGACAGGGUUCCCACCAAAAGCCAGGUGACAGGAUUUUUCUCGCAACCCAAAGAUGGUGCUAUCUUCUCUUUAGCCGUUUUGAUAUUGUAAUGGCUCGUCAUUGAAUUUGUCGCUGCAUAGGGCUACGCAUCGUGUAUAAUGCAGAUAUGUUUUGUUUCUCUUUGGUAUUGAUUCAAUGGGUGUAUCCCGUUUGAAACCAUUAAAAAUAAUCUUUCAAAAAUAAACGCGUAAGUACCCACUGUUAAAGAUAUAUCUCCCAGAAUAUACGCACAAAAAUAAUCGCCGAAAUGUCCCCGUUUAAAUAUAAACGCUAAGGAAUCCACGGUUAAGAAUAUAUCGUUAAAAAUAAAUCGUUUCAGAAUCCCCCCAAAUCCACCCUACAGUUGCUAGAGUCAUGUGGUAUGGCCCAAAUCAAGGUGAACUGCAAGCAAGGGGCUUUACCUAACCUCACAGGACCAAACUAGCCUAAACUAUCCCAAACUAACCGAAACCAAACUAAACUAACCUAACAUAACAUAUGAUAUAACCCGGCGUAAAUUGCAAUCAGUCCGCCUCCGUGCUAGAUGGUGAGGGGAUUUUGAAACAGUUUAUUUUUAAUGGUGGAUUAUUAAACGGUGAUCUCUAAGCGGGGAUAGUAAGCGGUUUAUUUUAGGAGAUAUAUUUUUAACCGGGUAUUUUUUAAGCGGAUUAUUUUUGAAUGUUUUAUUCUUAAACGUUUAUUCUUAAUGGUGAAUUUCAGGGACCCCCCGAUUCAAUCCAGUGUGACAUUGCACCAAAGCAAUUGCUGGAUCAGUCCAGUGCCUCAUUCAUGCCCAUUAAUACCAGUCACACAGUGGCGUAACCUGCGAGGGUAUCGCUGGUUCAGGCCCCCCACAAAAUCAUACUUUUGGUAGUGCAUUUGGCAGAGGCAAAAGAGGGAAUAAAGUCCUCCUCCUCUCCAUAUAAAGUUCUCAUAGAACCCCUCCCAAAAUAUUUUUCUGACUGCGCUACUGCAGUGACAUAUAUGCAAGUAGAACCGCUAGUUGACGUAGUUGCACACGCACUCGUGAAUGUUGCACAACCAUACCCUGAACCAAGUAGUAUAUGCUGUUGCAUGUGGCCUUAAUGUGUGUGACCUGUCAAGCACGAUUUGCAGAUAAAUACGACCCACAGGGGUUCCAAAUACCGGUCACUAAAGUCCGCCCACAUAAAAGAAAAGAAAAAAGUGUUCUUUUUCAUAAGUUGCUCAUGCAAGAUUAGGGUCUGACUUUUCCAGAUAAAAUCCUAUUUUACACUUAUCUACCUCCAAUCAAUUUCCUUUCUAUUUUCUUUCUUUUUAUUUCAUUUCUUACGAGUUAAACCCUGUCUAUCGACUUUACAGCUCUAGUGCACCAAAAGAGCCCAGAAACACCACAGCUAGCAGCAUUUUGAGCAUAAUGUAAGUGUGGCUUGAUGCAGUAUUGGCUUUGCUUUUAUUAGAACUUUUGAUGACGUCCGAAUGCACCUGAUGGCAUCCCAAAUUACAUCCUUGAUGCAGCCAGCUUUCAUGCCUCAAAUUUCCGAAUGGCAUCUGAUUCAGGAAAGGUCAGACCCUAAUUAUAGUAGGUUCAAUUCAAUUCAAUUCAAUUCAAUUUAUUUAUUCCUUUCGGUUGGAAGGGGAAGCAAAAAGCCAAGGAGGCUUGACUAAGGCUCCCCUCCCAGGUACAUGAAAGUAACAAAUGCAAAAUAGUACUACCUUUCGUUUGACAGGUGAUGUGAAUUAUUAAUUUUAUCACUGUAUGUCAUGCAUUUUGAAUGUUUGAAAACCGUAUCUUCAUGCUAGACAGAAUGCAUUUAAAGGACUGUAACGUAGAACAUUAUGCAUACGAUGCACUCAUGCAGACGGGUAACAUGAAAGUGAGCAUUUAUUCUUUAAGCUUGUUUGAUGAAAUAUGCUGAUUCUGACACAUGGCUGAAAACAUUUAUAUUCUGGAUUAUGCAAUAUAUUAAAUUUCAAACAUAACUGUCACAGACUGGAUGUAAUGCAACCAUUUUCACGUGUUGCAACAGCAUUACAAUCUCGGAAGGUUGGUGAAACAUGACUUUUUAAAAAUUGAUUUUUAAAAAAUUGAUCCCACCGUGCUGGGAACAGGGGCAAGAAAGACAGUGCAUACGUUUGUGUUGUUUUUCAUCCUUGUUGCUAGCACUGGGGAUAUUAUCAAUUUUUAAAGAAUCAUAUGUUGCAUUGAAAUUUGCAAAAGGGGGUCCUGUGUGACGAUGCAUGUACUGAUCUUUUGCACUGUGGUCGUGCAAGUAUUGCAUUUAAAGGAAAUGCUUGCUUGUUUACACCAGGUUGCAGGCUCACGUGAAAUAAUGUUAUGACUAGAGUGUGAAUUUUAACGCAAAUGCAUGUUGUUGUUUUUUCGCGAUAUGGUUUCAUAUCUGGACAAUGAAAAUGCACAUUUGAUCUUGCUUUGGGACCUAUGAGAAGGAACGUGAAGAAGGUAGAUGUUGCAUAUAAACGCAUGUUUUGCACGUUAUGCCAUAUUUCGCAUGAAAAUGCACGCAUAGUGCAUAUUUUGCCAUAUUUUCAGGUGCGAGAGCUUAUAUACUUCUUUUUUCAUGGGUGGUUUUGCUGGUUCCGCAAAGGCUUUGGGUCCUCUUUCGCGAAAAUUCUGGUCAGAAUAUAUAAUAUUUUUUAUGUUUCGGUGGGGUGACGUGUGUUGUUCAGCUCACACCCGGCUCCCUCCACUGCCUGCAUGGCUGAUGGGCCAUACCUUUGGGCCUCUUCCACGGUAUUCACAUUUUAAUCGUCACUGCAGUGCAGUGCCGAAGGCAAAGCCUUCAGCUCUAUGUUUUAUAUCUGUGGCGCAGGUAUUCUUUGUUGAGUGCUGCAGAUCGAGGGUGGUUUUAUUCUAGUGUGUGAUCCCUAAUAAAAUGCUCCAAUUUUUAAAAAUAGGCAUUUGAUGCAUUGCUUUUGUACCAUGAGCAAUGAAAAACAUUGCAUAUAUUUACGAUUUUUACUGCAUAUUUAGAUGAUUUUCGCUGCAUAGUUGCAUGUAUAUUUCUGGAGUUUUUGUUAUGUUUACUUCUAGUUAUGACAAAAUUUUCAACAAAAUUUGCUCUGUCAUCCCAUAUUAAUUGAUAUGGGUAAAAGCGCUAAAAGAGGAAAGGACGAACCACAAACACCGACAUUUCAUUUUUUAGCACUUUUACCCAUAUCAAUGAUGCACCAACAGGCAGUUUUAAAUCCCAUACUAGUCAGGUCUUUCAAGAGAUUAUGCGCGACUUUGCAGAUUUUGCAUACUUUUAUAUUUGUCGGGGGAACUUUUAAUCUUGCAUUUGUACCUUUUGCUAUUCUAGUCACACAUUAUGUGCAGUCAUCGUUUUGUAUACUCGUGACUGUCUCUACACACACAUGCUAAUUAUUACGGCUACAGGCUGUACACUCACUGAGACUUUCUCAUUACAUAGAAGGGAUCAUAAGGUUUUGUUUCAUUGUAUCUCGCUGCAGGUGUAAUAUCCGUGCAGGUUAGACGAGGUUAAUCUAUCACGGGGAUGCUCAAAAUACAGUGGAAUCCACUUACAGUGAUACUGAACAUAGUGAAAGACUGCAUAUGGAGACGUUUUCCAUGAUGGCCAAUGCCAGAGUUGAAUUUGUUGCGUACUUCUAUUCAUAGUGAAUGCUCUAACAGUUACAGUAAACUGUACAGUUAACUGUUGACUCCAGUUACAGUUAACUCCAAAAACUGGUCCAGGAAGUUUGCAUUAUUUGCAUAUUAUUCAUCACUGAUCUUAUUAAUGUAAAGCAAGCUCCUCAUAAACUUGAAAAGUGGGGACACCAAAGAAAGCUUCUUAAAAAAUCAAAAACAUGCUAUUUUUGCAAGUAAAACAUAUUUUGAGGUCUUUUAUCCUCUCAUUUUUAAUUAUACACGUUCCUUUGGUUUUUCAUAGACAUUUCUAUAACUCUGAUGUGACUUACUACAGGUGGUCUGAGCUACAUUCAUAAAAAAGCACAGAAAAUUUGUUACGUUUUUAUCCCUUCCGAAUGCUACGUUAUACCAUGUGUUCACAUGAGCAACAUCCUCAUGGAAUAUUCUAGUGGAAGAAAGAGCAAAAAUAAAUUCUCACACACACAAAAUUAUGCCAGGUCUCAUGGCCAACAUUCGCACAGGCCAGAGUACCGGGAAUGGUGUACUGCGCACAUAGCAGAUGACAUCAUCCGCGCUGUCAUCUGCUACGAAAAUACCUUGCAACCGAACAGCGGAAAGCUAUGACGUUUUGCACAUCUUCCACUGAAGUAUUCUGGGGAAUGUCGCUCCUGUGGAUACACGGACACUGUACUGUUCUUAACCUGUGCACUACGUACUGUUGCAUUACAAUAAGCAGCUCACAGUACCUAAAUGCUGUGCAUGUCCAUUCAGCCUUCAUAUUUACAAACUGUUUUGUGGGGAAGUGGUGCUAGUCAUUCCACACCGUGCAGAGUACUUUACUUUCUUUGUGCACAAAAGAAAUGUACAAUGUUUUAUGCAGCUUGCUGUGAUAAUAAGCAAAUAAAAGCCUUACCUACAAUA
Molecule: messenger RNA, 5990 nt
Organism: Ornithodoros turicata
Lineage: Eukaryota; Metazoa; Arthropoda; Arachnida; Ixodida; Argasidae
Product: protein XRP2-like
Exons: 10
Coding region: 303-1394 (363 amino acids)
Biological process (GO): post-Golgi vesicle-mediated transport
Cellular component (GO): cilium; periciliary membrane compartment
Molecular function (GO): GTPase activator activity
Source: RefSeq, a predicted model, not a curated record